AGUUGUCAAGAUUUCGUUUGUCAUUUCUCUUUUCAAAUCUCUGUCAAUUGAUAUAAUUCGAUUAUCAAAUACAGAAUGCAUUUAGUUAUGCGUAUUAGUACAUUAUGCAGUUGUCGGGAUUUAAUAUGCAAGCCCCUUUUCAUAACUUACCUUCAUUACUCUAUACGACUACUUCUAACUGGCUCAGGGACUCCAAUUGAUGGUUAUGCUUAUGUAAUGUCAUAUAAACCCCCUUAACCUCUUCUUAGUAUAUAUUGAACAUCAAUCUACCUAUUAUGUAGACGCCAAACAUCAGUCUGGUGUGCAGGAAUUACCUAUUAAUUACCGGGAUAUUUUACAUCUUACAAUGGCCCAGCCCGUCCCAAAGACCACGAAGCAGUGGAAUGUCGUAGGCUACGAUGGCCUUGAAUCCCUGAAAUAUUCAGAGCAGCCAGUGCCUGAACUCGGCGAUACCGAAGUCUUAGUUAGAAUUCAUGGUGCCUCUUUAAAUUUUCGAGACAUCGUGGUCUCUCAGGGGAAAUUCCCCUGGGGCACCAAGCCAAACGUCGUUCCUGGCUCCGAUGGAGCGGGAAUUGUCGUAGCUACUGGGAGGCACGUUAGUCGGUUCCGGCCAGGCGACAAGGUCAUUACCGCUCUCAACCCUCGGCUGAUCGCAGGAUCGUUCACCGAAGAGUUGUCAAAAGUUGGUCUUGGUGCCUCAGUGGACGGCACCCUACGCACUGCCGGAGUUUUCGACGAGCAAGGCCUUGUCUCGAUGCCCGAGGGCCUAACUUUCCCGGAGGCUGCGACGCUUAGCUGUGCGGGACUCACGGCUUGGAAUGCGCUCUUCGGCCUAUCUGGGAAACCAGUCGCUGCCGGCCAGUGGGUUUUGACGCAAGGCACUGGUGGGGUGAGCAUCUUUGCCGUUCAGUUCGCUAAGCUUGUCGGCGCCAGGGUUAUCGCGACGACGAGCUCACCCGAGAAAGCGAAACUUCUUGAGAAGUUGGGUGCUGACCAUAUCAUAAAUUAUCGCGAGACCCCCGACUGGGCUUCCGCAGCCAGGGAGUUUACUGGAGGAUUCGGGGUUGACUAUGUUAUUGAUGUCGUGGGGCCGACUUCGCUGAAGCAGAGCGUCGCAGCUGUAAAACACGAUGGCGUAGUCUGCGUCUUAGGAGGUGUCGGCGGUGGUGACGGGGCUGCGGAGAUGCCCGUCUUGUUGGAUUGCUGGAUGAAACUGUUCACGGCUCGUGGUCUAUGGCUCGGCACUCGGCUCCAGAUGGAAGAUAUGUGCCGCGCUAUCGAGGCCAAUAUAGACAAGUUGCGCCCUAUCGUCGACCCUAAGAUCUUUACGCUGGAACAGACGAAGGAGGCAUAUGAAUAUCUAGCCUCAGGGAAGCACCAGGGGAAGGUUUGCAUCGAAAUUGCGUAAUUUUAAACAGGUACAUAUGGGGUAUAUUGACGACUCUCGCGAUAGAUACACAUAUAUACACUGAUAUGUUGUUCUUUGA
This is a messenger RNA of Daldinia loculata, 1487 nucleotides long. RefSeq names its product putative alcohol dehydrogenase. The transcript is spliced from 5 exons. Bases 347 to 1408 code for a protein of 353 amino acids. Gene Ontology annotation, molecular function: oxidoreductase activity. Lineage: Eukaryota; Fungi; Ascomycota; Sordariomycetes; Xylariales; Hypoxylaceae. The record is from RefSeq and is a predicted model, not a curated record.